AUAAAUGUAUGCAUAGUAUACGCGCACAAGCAUGACAUAGAUACCACAGCUAAAACAUUGUGUGUGUGGGUUUGUUUCUGUACUUUCAGUUUCACACACACAAGAGGAAAGUAUAGAGAAGCCUAAUCCUCGUGAACGGAACAGAAUUCUCUUACACCCCACCUUCUUACAUAUCUAAUUAUCUAUACUUAACUUUCAGUUACAGAGAGAGAGAGAGAGAGAGAGAUUGGAGAGAGAUUUGGGAGAGAUUGGGUUUUGAGGGAGAGAGAUUUGGGAGAGAGAGAGAGAUGAUGAAUUGGGAAGGUGAAUCACCUGCAUCAUCAGCUGCAGCUGGAGGUAGUGGAGGAGGAGGGAGGAGGAAGCCGUCAUGGAGGGAGAGAGAGAAUAACAAGAGGAGAGAGAGGAGGAGGAGAGCAAUAGCAGCAAAGAUAUAUGCGGGUUUGAGAGCUCAAGGGAACUUUAAUCUACCUAAGCAUUGUGAUAAUAACGAGGUUCUGAAAGCUCUUUGUGCUCGUGCUGGUUGGGUUGUUGAAUCUGAUGGCACUACUUAUCGAAAGGGAUCAAGACCGCCCUCACUUGAUAUUGGAUCAAUGGAUAUUGGUGGUACUUCAACCCACACCACCCCAUGCUCUUCAAGAUGGCCAAGUCCCCCAUCUUCAGCAUUUCAAAGUCCUAUUCCUUCUUAUCAACCAAGUCCAUCGUCCUCUUCCUUCCCAAGUCCGUCCAGGCUUGAUGCUCAGAUGUCAUCAAAUCCAUUUUCAUUUAUGCGUUAUUCCAAUCCAUCAUCUCUCCCUCCACUUCGGAUUUCAAAUAGUUGCCCCGUAACACCACCUCUGUCAUCAUCGACCACCGGAAUCUCCAUGCAAAAUUUCAAUUGGGAGUCCAUUGCCAAACAAUCUGCGUCAUUGAGUUUCCCCUUUUUGGCUGCUUCUGCCCCUAGUAGUCCAACUCGUGGCCAACGUGUCCCUCCAGCCACUAUACCGGAAUGUGAUGAAUCUGAUUCCUCCACAGUUGAUUCAGAACGAUGGAUGAACUUCAAAACAUGUGCACCCCCUUUGGUUCCAACCUCUCCGACUUUUAAUCUUGUGAAACCUGCGACACAGAACAUUUCUUCCCAGAAUGCACUCUCAGAUAAAGGAAAAGGGAUAGAUUUUGAGUUCGAGAAAGAACCAGUGAAGGCAUGGGAAGGGGAGAGGAUUCAUGAGGUGGGAUUAGACGAUUUGGAGCUGACACUGGGAAGUGGGGGAAUGCAGUGAUUUGUUUAAAAGAAGCUCAUGUCGCAAAGAACCUUGAUUUGCGUGAGGAUUGUAUAAACAGUUGAUAUUGUUGGUUUGGGUCUCAGUUUCCUCUUCUAGGGUAUACAACUUUCUUUGCCGACUUGCAGAGUUGCAGUUUGCGGUGCUAUUGGUUCAUGGUGAAAGACUUGUGUUCGGUAUAUUAGAUUUCUUUGCAAUGAUGUGUAUUGAAAGUCAGUUUUGUGUUCCUUAAGAUUGAGAUGUCAAGAUUUUUCAUAGUAGGUUUCUUCGUUGUGGCAUUGUUAAGAACUGAGCCUGAUUAUAUUGAUGACGGCCUUUUCAUCUGUAGAUAGCAGGUUCUUUUAGCCCCCCUCCGGGAUGCAGAAUUCAUACGUCCAGCGGGACAUAUGAGCAGAAGUGCAGAACUGAGAACUUUUUUCAUGGCAUUGUGAUUCCGAAGAUGCAUUGUAUAAGAUGGAAUGUAUUAGGUACUAUCUUAUUUUAAUCAUUGCUAAUAUUUGUCGUAGUAAAAUUGCUAUUCUUUGUUUCA
Messenger RNA from Daucus carota subsp. sativus, 1785 nucleotides. Its product is annotated as protein BRASSINAZOLE-RESISTANT 1. The record is from RefSeq and is a predicted model, not a curated record. Lineage: Eukaryota; Viridiplantae; Streptophyta; Magnoliopsida; Apiales; Apiaceae. The transcript has 2 exons. Gene Ontology annotation, biological process: brassinosteroid mediated signaling pathway; DNA-templated transcription. Bases 288 to 1256 code for a protein of 322 amino acids. Gene Ontology annotation, molecular function: DNA-binding transcription factor activity.